Anguilla anguilla (European eel) is the source of this 5753-nucleotide messenger RNA. Its product is annotated as run domain Beclin-1-interacting and cysteine-rich domain-containing protein-like. Gene Ontology annotation, biological process: negative regulation of endocytosis; negative regulation of autophagosome maturation. The transcript has 19 exons. The coding region runs from base 706 to 4296 and encodes 1196 amino acids. Gene Ontology annotation, molecular function: phosphatidylinositol phosphate binding. Lineage: Eukaryota; Metazoa; Chordata; Actinopteri; Anguilliformes; Anguillidae. The record is from RefSeq and is a predicted model, not a curated record. Gene Ontology annotation, cellular component: late endosome; early endosome.
UUUUAGUGGCAAGUCUAUUAUUGUCGUGUUCUUGCUCAGUCGUAGAAGUGAUUCAGUGUGAGGAGCGAUGCUUAUGUUGCUUGCCUGUUCUGGCGUAUAAAAUGAUGGUAAAUAACUUCACAGAGCGCAUUAGUCUAUUCCUUAACAAUGAAUAGAUUAUGCACUUAAAGUACACAAUGGGUGUCGGACGAACACAGAAGGGACAGCACAAACAUAUUGUUAAAAGAAAAUAUUUAUUACUCUUUUAAAGAUAGGCUAUAGUGUUUGUUUGUGUUGAUUGCUAAUCAUCAGCUCCAUGAACUACACCGUAAUGCAGCUGUGAUUAUUUGUACUCGGUACUUUCUAGAACAUGGGGGAAUAAAGAUCAAAUGCUUUAGAGCCAAAUAAAGUAGGACGUUAAAGUUUGCCCUAUCUCGCCCAGUCAUUUUAAAGGUUGUUUGCACUAUGGAAUGGCAAAUCUUCUCUUAAUAUCUUAGCCUGUACUUGCCUAUCCACAGUAUACUACAGGAAGUCUGCUACUCUGUCCAGUCUUGACACUGACAGGAGCCGAGAUGUUAGAGAACCUGAACCUCACCGCAUAGUUGGAGCCUAUAAUCGUGGCGUGACCAAAGUGGAAUACAAAGUCAGCUUUGUUCCGUUCAUAUAAUCCCUGUUAAAGAACCAACAGGGGAAGGUGAUCUGGAGUUCCCUGCUGCUACAUUGAUCAUGGAGAUUAUAGAGGCAGAGGACAGUGUGCGCAGGCAGGAACACUGGAAGCUGCUGUCGAGCCUCAAGACAACGGUGGAGGGGCUGCUGUCCACAAACAACCCCAACGUGUGGUCCCACUAUGGCGGACUGCAGCAGCUGCACAAGGACAUGAACAACAUCCUGAGCCACGGCCUGAAGCAGGAGCAGGUGUGCUGCAAACAGAAAGAUUACUGGCGCUUCGUUUGGUGUGUGCGCUACAUCAGUCCCCACCUGGCCUUUCAUGUUGAGCAGUUCAGCCAGUUGGAGCCAGUGCUGGCCUCUGGGGUCCAGAGCUCUGGGGAGGCAUACAAGGCUCAGCGUUGGCUUCUGCACAGCCUGCAGGAGCACUGUCUGUCUGCGCAGCUACGACCUCUGCUGUGCCAUCAGUCCCACACACGCAAGUACUACAGCGACGAGGCCUUUGUGCUCAGUGAACUGCAUGUCUCUCUCAUGCUGCAGUGCCUGGAGGCCGUGGAACAGAAGGAUCCUGGGCUGCUGGCCCUCGUGGACACGCUUAGGCUGUCUCACCUGAGGGGGGCAGCGUUGGGCCUGUUGAAGAGCCUGUGUCUGUUUCCCGGGGCCCCCCAGCUAUCUUCUGCCUCAUCUGUGUGUGUGUCAGACGGCUCUCUCUCAGGUGGGACAAAUGGGGCUCCCUGGGAGUUUGGGGGUGGGGAGCAGGAGACCCCUAGAAAAUCAGCCGUACCCCAGAUCUGGCUGACUGAGCCCAUAUCCCCUGUGGAGGACACCGGGGACCCAGGGGACCCUGCUGACCGUGAUCUGAAUGACGGGCUAAAGUACCUGUCCAUCAGCAACCUGGGCCACCGGGGGCAGAAGUCCCCUCGCAACACGGCCCGCAGACAGCACAAAGCCCCACCCCCACAGAGCCUCACAGCCCCGCCCCGCCCACGUAGCGCCUCCUACUCUGAAGGCCAAAGCGGGUCUGGACAGAGCCACAGGGGUCACACCCGCUCUGUGUCUGACACAGGCACACAGAAGCACAGCAACGAAGCAGCUGCAGAGGUGUGUAGUGUGAAACAACACUAUGGACCCUUUUCCCAGAACAGCGAUAUCAGUACCAGCUUGCUGUCCAUGACCUCAGAAGGCUCGCUGAGCAGCAGAAUGUCGGAUGCCAUGUUCUGUAGGCCGCUGGAAGGACAGAGCCUCCUCAGCUACCUGUCAGAGCUGGACUUUGGCAGCUGUGCAGACCUAGAGAAGGAGAAUGCCCACUUCAGCAUCUCUGAAUCGCUGAUCGCCGCCAUUGAGCUGCUGAAAUGCAGCCUGGAUGAAGGUGAGGAAGAUGAGAGAGAUGAGGAAGAUGCAGAAGAUGAGGACUGUGACUGCGGGAUCCAGCAGCUGCAGCCCCACACACAGAUGCACCACGCUUCCCUUCUUGCAGCCUUCCCUUCCACAGACAGUGGGGGUUCUGGGCCGAGCUCCCAGGAGUCCUUGCACCUGUUGCACCUGGGUUCAGCUGAGGAGGCGGAGCAGUGUGAGCUGACAGGUGCAGACAUCAAACACCACAUGACGUGCUUGAGCAGCAGGUCCUCCCUGAGCUCUGAGUCCAUCUCUUCCUCCCUGCAGUCCAACUCUGCCCAGUUUGUGGCCAUGGGGCUCCUGCGCCAGUUUGAGGGGGUGCAGCUGCCUGCUGCUCCUGAUCUGGACUGGCUGGUUCCAGAGCAUGAUGCUCCCCAGAAGCUCCUGCCCAUCUCAGACUCCAUGCCUGUUACCCCUGACGAUGGCGAGCGUGCUGAUGUGUGCACACUACAUAUUCGCAUGCGAGGGAAUCAGGAGUGGGCCCCGCCCCGACCUGAGGUCAUCUUAAACAUCCACCCCGCCCCCAAGCGGAAGGUGAUUGUGGCCAGGCAGAAGUACUUGUGUGCUGGCUGUGGGACCCCUACUGACCCAGGUUACAUAAAGAGACUGCGCUAUUGUGAGUACCUGGGCAGGUAUUUCUGUCAGUGCUGCCAUGAGAAUGCCCAGGUGGUGGUACCUGGACGGGUCCUCAGGAAGUGGGAUUUCACCAGGUAUCCUGUCAGUAACUUUGCCCGGGACCUGCUGAGUAAGAUCGCAGCAGACCCCCUCUUCAACCUCGCUGACAUCAACAGCAGCCUGUACAAGAGAGUCAAACGGCUGGAGGUGGUGCGGCUUGUGAGGGUACAGCUUUUCCACAUGAAGAACAUGUUGAAGACAUGCCGACUGGCGAAAGAGGUGUUAGAUGAGUUUGACUCUCUUCCGGAUCACCUGACAGAGGACCUACACCUCUUUUCCCUCAAUGAUCUUGGAGCUGUGCGCCAUGGAGAACUGGUCCCCCAGCUACGAGAGUUGUUGCGCUUGGGUUCCAUGCAUGUGGCUGCCUGUGAGCUGUGCCAGGCAAAAGGAUUUGUAUGUGAGUUCUGUGGCAAUGACAAAGACAUCAUAUUCCCCUUUGAACUGAAAAAGUGCCCGUGCUGUGAAGGUGAGCCCCCCCUGCUGGCUGGAGGACUAGGUGGCAUGGGGACAUGCUCAGCGCACUCCUGGAGAGACUGGAAGUUCCCACUGCCAGGAAGAUCAGCCAGGGCUAUGUCCCAGGAAGGAAAGGGGGGGCAGGAAGAGGAGGAUAGAAAAGAGGAGAAGGAAGAAAAAGGAAUUUACCAAAUUACCAAAUCCAUUUCUGUUGGUAAAGAAAAGGCAGAGGGGGGUAGCACUGCAGAGGAGGGACACAGUCAAACGGAACAAAGGAAAUCAUUUUUUGGUGGACUGGCUAAGGUGUUUUCCUGGGAUAGAAGAGGUGUUGGAGAGGAGGAAUUGGGGUUAGCCUUAGCAGAGGCAGGAGGUGUGAACCAGGCAGAAAUGAGAGAUGAGAGACAGGCGAAGUCACAGACUGAGAGAUGGAAUCACAGACUGGGAGGCGGAGUCACAGGCAGAGAGGCGGAGUCACAGACAGAGACAGCUGGCAGGACGACUGAUACAGAACAACAUCACAGAAUAGACAAACAAAAAUUAUUCAAAGUUCUGAAAGUGGGUGAACUGUCUAAAGUCUUUUCCAGGGAAAAAAAAAAGAACAAGCAAGAAAAAGAGGCUGAUAUCAGAGGACAUGAUGAGGUAGAAAUUGAAAGUGUGGAAGGGCCAGCCGAGGAAGGAGGAGGAGAGCUGGUGGAUGUUAGCAGGCUGGAUAAAGCUUUAUUUCUGGGUAAAAAUGUGGAAGUGGAGAAGGAGGAUUGCCAGUUAACGACUGGAGCAGAGGAGGAAGGGGUCACUAGUAAAAGUGUGGUCAGUAGAGAAUCAAGCUAUGGGAAGAUCUGGAAAGGCCCAAAACCAAUCAAACUCCAAAAGAUUUUUCUCAAAGAGAGGAGUGAGAGAGAAGGGGUGGGAUCUGUUGUUCAGAUGACAGCGGAAGAGGGACAGUAUGGAGAGGAGGAGGGGAGUGGGAAUGUGGAGCUAAUCAGGGGGGCGUCCAACUGGAGAUCUCAGAGAACUCGGAAAGCCAGAAGAAUGAAGAGUAGCAGAGCGAGGGACGUUUCUGAGGGUAAACCUGGAUCGAGGGAAGAAGAGGAUGGGGGGGUUGAAGAGGGAGGGAGAGAGGGGAGUUGAGAGGAUUUAGGAAUUCCUGAGGAGGAGGGUCAGACAUCAGACACCAGGCAGAAGACAGGAAGUGAAGGAUUAGGGAGGAAGUGAGAAAAGCUCAGUGCAGCUGAGGCUCAGCCUCUGAGCUCAGCCAAACUGGCAAGUGCAGAGAGUGAGAGACAUGAAAAGUGUUUUCACCAACCGAAAUCCAGUCUGAGAUUCCACCAACCAGAAACUGCACUCUAUGAUUCCACCAACCAGAAUCCACAGUCUGAGAUUCCACCAACCAGAAACUGCACUCUGUGAUUCCACCAACCAGAAUCCACAGUCUGAGAUUCCACCAACCAGAAACUGCACUCUGUGAUUCCACCAACCAGAAUCCACAGUCUGAGAUUCCACCAACCAGAAACCACACACUGUGAUUCCACCAACCAGAAACCACACACUGUGAUUCUACCAACCAGAAACCACACAUUGUGAUUCCACCAACCAGGAUCCACAGUUUGAGAUUCAUAAAAAUUUCUACCCCCCUGAAAGAGGGGGAAAGAGGUGGAGAAAAAAGGAGAGGGCAUAGGAUGGGUUAGAGGGUAGGGUUAAUGGUGGAUAGGGCGUAGGGUUAAUGUUAGGUGUGGGCAGGGUCUGAUUCAAGGGCAUAAAGUGUUGGAAAUUUUGACCCCUCAGUCCCCAAAGUGUUUGGGUCUCUGUUGGAGUUGGAAUCUGCGUAGUGUUGGGGCUCUCUGUUGGAGUUGGAAUCUGCUUAGUGUUGGGGAUCUCUGGAGUUGGAGUGGUGGGUAAUCUCAUGGUGCUGGACUUUGCUUCCUGGCUGGUUGGUUGGUUGGCUUUGUGGCUGAAGGAUUUUGCCUUGCUGUUGAAGACGGUGGGAGGUUUGUUCUGUUCUUUCUCUCUGUCUCUGACUGCAGUGUUCUGAUUCUGUGCUCAUCUGAAGCACAUCUGUAACACCUGUCCAAUUCCUGAACAUUACUGGCACUUUUAAAAGAAACAUCUAUUUUGACUAAUUUGAAUAAAACUCUUCAUUGCAUUGAUUGCACAUUUUAUUUUGUAAUAUUUUGUUGAAGAUUUUCAGGGAUUUACAGAAGUAAAUUCUGAGUUUCAAAACAUUUGAAAUACACAUUUUACCCAUGCCUGGUUAACUGUUGGUGCUUGAAUUACAAAUGGAAAGACAAUGGGAUGCUAAUGUAAAAACUGCCUGUCAGUCCAUUUAUUUGAAACAUGCUUGAGUACCAAAGGUAAUUAAUUGAUACAUAUCUCUUGUCUAAGUGUCUAAGAGUCUUGUUUCAUUGUACAAUGGUUUAAUGACUUCAGACUGACACCAUGGUUUUAACCAUUAAGAACCAGGAGACCGCUGUAUUUUGGUGGAGAUACCACAGCAUGGCUUUAUUAUUCUUGUGUGGAAAAAGUCAGUCUUUGUGCAAUUUAUGAAAUAAACCCAUCUGUGAUCUGCAAUUGCUUUGUGAUUAUUUGAA